Molecule: messenger RNA, 1414 nt
Organism: Tachysurus fulvidraco (yellow catfish)
Lineage: Eukaryota; Metazoa; Chordata; Actinopteri; Siluriformes; Bagridae
Product: myelin protein zero-like protein 2
Exons: 4
Coding region: 118-729 (203 amino acids)
Biological process (GO): cell-cell adhesion
Cellular component (GO): membrane
Source: RefSeq, a predicted model, not a curated record
CCUAUCAUUAUAAACGGCUGUGCUAGUCGUCGUGUUAAAGCAGAAGCCUAUUGGGGAUCUAGGAAGGUGAAGUCAAUCCUUUACGGAGUAAACAAGAGUGCAAAACCUUUUUUCCACAUGUGUCUCAAACGGGUUCUUCACUUUCUCCUCUUCCUCCCAGUGCUGCUCUUCACUUCAGGAUGGCACGGUGUGACUGCAAUGAAAGUGUACACAUCGGGUCGAAUGCAGGCGGUGAAUGGCACGGAUGUCAGGUUGAAGUGCACAUUCCAGAGCUCGGUCCCUGUCAAACGCUCGACUCUCACUAUCUCUUGGAGCUUUAGGCCGCUCCGCCCCGGCAACGAGGAGUCUGUGUUUUAUUUCCAAGAUAAGCCGUUUCCUCCGAUUGAAGGUCGCUUCCAGAAUAAGGUGUUGUUCGUGGGAGAUGUUUCAUCGAGUGAUGCAUCCAUCCUGCUUCGGGAUGUGACCUUCAGCUUCAACGGGACGUUCAGCUGCCAGGUGAAGAACCCGCCUGAUGUCCAUGGGAAUGUUGGAGAGGUUCAGCUACGGGUCGUCGCUUCAGCUCCUUUCUCCGAGAUCGUUAUUCUUGCUGUGGCCAUCGGGGGUGCUGUUCUACUGGUGAUCGUCAUCCUUGCCAUAUGCGUGUUCAUACGCCGGUGUCAAAAAAUGAAAAGGAAGGAAGAAAGACAAGAAAAACUCAGAAGAGUACGAAAAGACCUUGUGGUAUGGUGAGAGGCGGAGCUCUGUGAAUAGGGUGGAGGAAAGAAAAUGAAGGACUGUGUGGAGAUGAUGGAGGGAAAAGCAUGUGUUAAGCAAAGCUGCUCUUCCUGUUCAGCGCCCCCUCUGGCUUGGAUGUAAUGUAUGUGUGGUAUUGAUUUUGUUACAUUGUGUGUGUGUGUGUGUGUGUGUGUGUGUGUGUGUGUGUGUGUGUGUGUGUGUGUGUGUGUGUAAGCAUGUGUGUAAGCAUGUGUGUGCUUUCUGAUACUGUUUCUGAUGCACUCUUAUGCAUUUAAAAGUCUGGAAUCAAGUAAAUAUGACAGCAAGAACAAUGUAUACAAAUCAUUUCUAUUGUAUAUGCUGUAGCAAUAACCAGGGGUGCCACUAGCAAUUUUGGGCCCUAUGAAAGAAAAUGAGAUUGGGCCCCCUACCACACAAAUUUUGCACCAAACAUACAAGCCUCUGGGGGGCUCCAAAAGUGUGUGGGCCCUUACAAUCGUCCUAACUUUUCCCCCCUUAGUGGUGCCCCUGUCAAGAACUGUUUUUUUUUUUUAUUAUUAUUAUUUCUAUUUUUUACAUUCUUAUUGACACACUGUUUAGCUAAAGUUAUGACUGUCUAGUAAAGUAACGUAACCUAGCAGCAGCUAUCAUGUACAUGUCGGCUAAAGUGUGUAACACAAAUUAAACACAUUUAAACCAA